CCGAGCGUCGCCUGGACUCCCGAAGGGCUCUGGCUCCCCGCGCCUCUACUCCCAGCACCGCCGGCCAGGGAGACGUCAUGGGCUUCCGGAAGUUCUCCCCUUUUCUGGCUCUCAACAUCUUAGUUCUGUACCUCUCUGGCAGCCUGCACGCAGUGCCAUUCAGGCCAGACUUGGAGAGCAGCCCAGACCUGGCCACACUCAGCGAGGAGGAAGCGCGCCUCCUGCUGGCCGCACUGGUGCAGGACUACAUGCAGAUGAAGGCCAGUGAGCUGGAGCAGGAGCAGGAGACAGAAAGCUCCAGCAUCACCACCCAGAAGAGAUCCUGCAACACGGCCACCUGUGUGACCCAGCGGCUGGCAGGCUUGCUGAGCAGGUCAGGGGGUGUGGUGAAGGACAACUUCGUGCCCACCAACGUGGGCUCCAAAACCUUUGGCCGGCGCCGCAGGGAUCUUCAGGCCUGA
Octodon degus (degu) is the source of this 461-nucleotide messenger RNA. Its product is annotated as calcitonin gene-related peptide 2-like. Gene Ontology annotation, cellular component: extracellular region. Gene Ontology annotation, molecular function: calcitonin receptor binding; hormone activity. The record is from RefSeq and is a predicted model, not a curated record. Lineage: Eukaryota; Metazoa; Chordata; Mammalia; Rodentia; Octodontidae. The coding region runs from base 78 to 461 and encodes 127 amino acids. The transcript has 4 exons.